AUGAACCUCUCAGAACUCAUCCACCGGCCAUCUGAAGACGGGCAAUCGGUGGUUUCUUCCAAUUACGAAUCCUCCUUUCAACGCUCACCAACAGAGCCAAUGCACCUCGACACUCUUUAUAAUAAGGUCGGCUCAGACCUCAUGGACACUCGCUUUACAACCGACCACCACAACCAUCAACAUCAACAUCUCAUCCACGAUGCUUAUUCGUCCUCAAAGCUAAUGACGACCAGCAGCAGCAACAGUAGCAGUGGAAGCCCUCAUUGGCAAUUUGCACCUCCAGAAAGCUCUCGAUCACCCUACGCUAGCACCCUCUCUGAUCAGUCUAUCAAUGAGCCUUUACGACCUACCUCUGAUCUACGUGGUGGUGGUGGUGGUGGUAGUGGCAGUACGACUAGCAAUAGUACUACUGGCGGCGGCGGCGGUGGGGCCAAUAGCAUCUCCAAUGGAGUCGGCGGCAGCAGCAGCAGCGGCGCCAUGAGCACAACUGCACGAGGACCCAGCAGCAAUUCUCCUGUGUCACCUAUCCCUUUAGAUAAUACAUCAUCGGUUGAUCAUCAUCAUCAUCAUCAUCAUCAUCUUUAUCGAAAGCGGAGACUAUCACUCAAUGACUCUUCUUCUUACAACAAUUAUUCACCUGACGAUAAAUCCACUGAUCAACACCUUCCAUCAUCAUCAUCAUCGCCACCAUCAUCAUCAUCCAAAUCGACUUCUACCGGCAUUGCUGGUCUCUAUGGCCGCAAGGAUAUGACUCUUACCAUUAAUGGCACCAAUGUCACCAAGGACAACAUUGAAGAAGGUUACGUCCAGUUCAUUUGGCACAAUGAUCCUUCCUAUAUCGGUGAUAGCAUUGAAAAUCUCAUGUAUGUCAAACGCAAAUUCUCCUCUGUACCCAAGACCGGUGAUUUGGCAUACACCACAUGGGAUGUUUAUGCACUUGUCAAGAAAUUACACAACAACGAGAUAAAGAAUUGGUCACAAUUGGUGGGAAGAUUGGGCUUAGCUGAUGUACCUGGACGACCCCAAUUUGCUCAACGUGUCAAGCGAUGGAUGCGCAAAUACCGAAUUGAUUGUUACUUUGAUUAUCUCCUGGGCAACCCUUACAAUUUCAACGCCGGUCCUAAUGACGAAUACACGGGAUGCUUAGUCAUGGGCAACUAUCAAAAGAGACGUGGCAACCGUACACAUACCAUGGUUACCAACAGCAAUACAGCAACAACACAUUCCACUGAUGACCUGGAUUCGAGAAAAUCCACCGAUGAAUUUCCUUCAACACGAAAACGACACAAGCACCAUGAUGACGAUGACAACAAGGACGAGAGUGGGGAUAACGAUGAGGAAGAAGAUGAUGAUCGCAAUACACGUCGAACACCUAUUGCACAUGCUGGUAGCCGAAAACGAGCACGUAAUCAGCCUUUGUUAUCGUCUGGUAUUGAUGAUGAUCAAGAACAUGAUGAUAAAGAGCACUUGACAACAACAUCGACUUCUACUACUGCUAUUGCUACUGAGGAGGAAAGGGAAGGAGGGAACGCUGAAGACAAUACACAAAUGGCAGAACAACCACCUAGUGUAUAUCCAAUGGAGUAUUUACGAGAGGAUGAAGAGGAUGAAUUGGCAUCAUCAACAUCAUCAUCGCCUGCCACUUCACCAGCAGCAUCAUCACCAGAGCCAUCUCCUGAAUCGUUAUCAUUAUCAGCUAAAUCUACAAAACCACGACAACAACAACAGCAACUUCCAUCUUCAUUAUCCACUACCCCUCCUGCUGCACCACCUUUAUCACCACCAUCAUCAUCAUUUAAAACUACUGAAGCAACACCAGCACCAGCACCAACCACAGAUCUCUCUUUAUCAUCACCAUCACCAUCACAACCACCAGCAUCCUCAUCAUCCGUUGCCGCUGUUGUCCCUACUACCAAUGCAUCUCCUCGUUCACAAUCACCAUCACACGAUCAUCAUCCUCAUCAUCAUCAUUCCCACUCUCCUUCUUCAUGCCAAAACUGUACACGCCUUCAAGAUACUGUGAGCCAUCUACAAGACGAUAUUGUAUUACUCAAACAGCAAUUAUCAACCAUGCAGACACGGCUUAACGAGGAAUCUGAAGCUAAAACAGCCAUGGUGCGUCGAAUCGACCAAUUGUGUACACACUAUGAUAAAUGGCGGACGCAACUUGCUGAGCAGCUCUUACAAAGCCCAUUUGCAGAGUAA
Lichtheimia ornata is the source of this 2205-nucleotide messenger RNA. RefSeq lists its product as uncharacterized. The transcript is spliced from 3 exons. Gene Ontology annotation, molecular function: DNA replication origin binding. Lineage: Eukaryota; Fungi; Mucoromycota; Mucoromycetes; Mucorales; Lichtheimiaceae. Bases 1 to 2205 code for a protein of 734 amino acids. The record is from RefSeq and is a predicted model, not a curated record.